UGUGUCGGAACAUUUCCACCAUCAUCACUCUUUUGGAAACUGGUUGCCUUGUUCUUCCCUCCGGGACACAUGAUGUCUCUGCCGUUUUAUCAGAAAUUCCAUGAGCACUAUGAUCGUAGCUACCGCAGCAAGGACCUUCGCACCGCCAUGAGCCAGUACCACGAGCAGGAAAAGAAAAGUUCUGCCAUCUACACCCAUGGCUCCACAGCCUACAGCAGCCGCUCAUCGGCUGCGCACCGCCAGGAAUCCCAGGCCUUCAGCCAGGCAUCAGAGGCCUCCUACCAGCAGCAAGCGUCCAGGGCCACCGAGUCCAGCCUUGCGUCUGCAGUCAGUCGGAAGGCCGUCUCAGCCUACGAUUAUGGCUACUCCCAUGGACUUACAGAUUCCAGUCUGAUGUUAGAAGAUUAUUCAUCCAAGUUCAGCCCCCAAACAAAGAGAGCCAGGAAGAGCCUUCUCUCUGGGGAGGAGAAGGAAAAUCUGCCAAGCGACUAUAUAGUGCCCAUUUUCUCAGGACGCCAAGUGCAUGUCAGUGGAAUUACAGACACAGAAGAGGAAAGAAUUAAAGAAGCUGCUGCUUAUAUAGCCCAGAGGAAUCUCCUUGCUAGUGAGGAAGGAAUCACAACAUCCAAACAGUCCACGGUAUCAAAACAGUCUUCAUCCAGUCUCCACCAAGAGGAAGCUUUUGAGAAGAAGUCAAGGAAAGUUGCAAUUCGAGAAAAGGCAGAACGCCUGUCACUGAGGAAAACAUUAGAAGAAACCGAAGCAUUUCAUAAAAAGUUGAAUGAAGAUCAUCUUCUCCAUGCUCCUGAGUUUGUUAUUAAACCUCGUUCUCACACUGUUUGGGAGAAAGAAAAUGUAAAAUUACACUGCUCUGUUUCUGGCUGGCCAGAACCUCGAGUCACAUGGUAUAAAAACCAAGUGCCAAUAAACGUCCAUGCAAACCCCGGGAAAUAUAUUAUUCAAAGUCGAUAUGGACUGCACACACUGGAAAUUAACACAUGUGAUUUUGAAGACACCGCUCAGUACCGGGCCUCAGCAAUGAAUGUUAAAGGAGAGCUUUCAGCAUAUGCCUCGGUGGUGGUAAAGAGAUAUAAAGGAGAGUUUGAUGAGACUCGCUUCCAUGCUGGGGCUUCCACCAUGCCCCUCAGCUUUGCCGUGACCCCAUAUGGUUAUGCGUCCAAGUUUGAGAUCCACUUUGAUGACAAGUUUGAUGUGUCCUUUGGGAGAGAGGGCGAGACGAUGAGUCUAGGCUGCCGUGUAGUUAUCACUCCUGAAAUUAAACAUUUCCAGCCAGAGAUCCAGUGGUACAGAAAUGGAGCACUUAUUUCUUCAUCAAAAUGGGUACAAACACAUUGGAGUGGAGAUCGGGCAACACUGACAUUUUCUCAUCUCAACAAAGAAGAUGAAGGCCUCUACACAAUCCGUGUACGGAUGGGAGAAUAUUAUGAACAAUAUAGUGCUUACGUCUUUGUUCGAGAUGCUGAUGCAGAGAUUGAAGGAACCCCAGCCUCUCCCUUAGAUGUGGUGUGCUUGGAUGCCAACAAAGAUUAUAUCAUCAUCUCUUGGAAACAGCCAGCUGUGGAUGGAGGGAGUCCUAUUCUGGGAUAUUUUAUUGAUAAAUGUGAGGUGGGCACAGAUAGCUGGUCUCAAUGCAAUGACACACCUGUGAAGUUUGCUCGUUUCCCAGUCACUGGAUUGAUAGAAGGUCGUUCUUAUAUAUUCCGAGUUCGAGCUGUGAAUAAAACUGGAAUAGGUCUACCAUCUCGUGUUUCUGAGCCUGUGGCUGCUCUGGAUCCAGCUGAGAAAGCUAGACUUAAAAGUCGCCCUUCAGCACCCUGGACUGGUCAGAUCAUUGUCACUGAAGAGGAACCUACAGAGGGUAUUGUUCCUGGACCUCCUACAGACCUCUCUGUCACUGAAGCCACCCGGAGCUAUGUGGUGCUAAGCUGGAAGCCCCCUGGUCAGCGUGGCCAUGAGGGCAUUCUGUACUUUGUAGAAAAGUGUGAUGCAGAAACAGAAAAUUGGCAGCGGGUGAACACGGAGCUCCCAGUGAAGUCUCCCCGCUUUGCUCUGUUCGACUUGGCAGAGGGGAAAUCCUACCGUUUUCGUGUCCGCUAUAUCCCCAAGGCCCCAGGCAAAAUCAUCCCAAGCAGAAAUACAGACACAUCAGUAAUUGUUACAUGGGAGGAAUCCAAAGAUGCUAAAGAGCUGGUUGGGUACUACAUAGAGUCCAGCAUUGUUGGCUCUGGCAAGUGGGAGCCCUGCAACAACAACCCCGUGAAGGGCCCACGAUUUACUUGCCAUGGGUUGGCAACUGGUCAGAGUUAUAUUUUCCGGGUCAGAGCAGUUAAUGCAGCUGGACUUAGUGAAUAUUCACAAGAUUCAGAAGCGAUUGAAGUAAAAGCUGCUAUUGGGGGAGGAGUGUCUCAAGAUGUGUGGCCUGAACUGAAUGAUGCACCUGGUGGACUAACAGACUCCAGGGGAGGCAUGCAUGAAACCUCCCAGCCAACUAUUAAGAAAGAUGCUUUACUUGAUAGCAAACUUAACAAACCUUCACUACCCAGUAGCUCUCACAACCUGGGCCAAACAGAAGUGAGUAAAGUAAGUGAAACAGUUCAGGAAGAGCUUAUCCCACCACCACAGAAAGCACCUCUUAAGGGGAAAAGUAAGUCUGACCCCCUGAAAAAGAAGAAGGAUCUAGCGGCACCAUCUCCACCCUAUGAUAUCACUUGUCUUGAAAGUUUUCGUGACUCAAUGGUUCUUGGAUGGAAGCAGCCAGAUAAGAGUGGAGGUGCUGAAAUUACUGGCUAUUAUGUGAACUAUCGGGAGGUAAUUGAUGGGGUACCGGGAAGAUGGAGAGAAGCAAACAUCAAAGCCGUCAGUGAUGAGGCAUAUAAGAUUAGCAACUUGAAGGAAAAUACAGUGUAUCAGUUCCAGGUGGCAGCCAUGAAUAUCGCUGGGUUGGGAGCACCCUCAGCAGUAAGCGAGUGCUUUAAAUGUGAAGAGUGGACCAUUGCUGUUCCAGGACCACCACAAAGUCUCAAGUAUAGUGAAGUCAGGAAAACCUCCCUGGUUCUGCAGUGGAAGCCUCCGAUCCACUCUGGACGCACUCCAGUCACUGGUUACUUUGUGGACAUGAAGGAGGCCAGAGCCAAAGAUGAUCAAUGGCGAGGACUCAAUGAGGUGGCUAUUAAAAACAAAUACCUGAAGGUGCAAAACCUCAAGGAAGGUGUCAGCUAUGUGUUCCGUGUUCGAGCCAUAAACCAGGCAGGUGUUGGCAAGCCGUCGGACCUUGCUGGGCCUGUUGUGGCAGAAACUCGUCCAGGAACUAAAGAGGUUGUUGUAAAUGUGGAUGAUAAUGGAAUCAUUUCCUUGAACUUUGAAUGUGAUCAGAUGGCUCCAAAUUCUGAGUUCACCUGGUCCAAAGAUUAUGUAUCCACUGAGGACUCUCCACGUUUAGAAGUUGAAAGCAAAGGCAACAAGACGAAAAUGACCUUCAAAGACCUUGGGAUGGACGACUUGGGCAUUUACUCCUGCGAUGUAACAGACACUGAUGGAAUAGCAUCAAGCUACUUGAUAGAUGAGGAAGAGUUGAAACGUUUACUUGCUCUCAGCCAAGAACACAAGUUCCCAACUGUCCCAGUUAAAUCAGAGUUGGCAGUUGAAAUUUUAGAGAAAGGCCAGGUCCGGUUUUGGAUGCAAGCUGAGAAGCUAUCUGGUAAUGCCAAAGUCAACUACAUAUUUAACGACAAGGAAAUUUUUGAAGGGCCGAAAUAUAAGAUGCAUAUUGACCGAAACACUGGUAUAAUUGAAAUGUUCAUGGAAAAGCUACAGGACGAUGAUGAGGGAACAUAUACUUUCCAGCUUCAAGAUGGAAGAGCAACUGGCCAUUCUACUCUUGUUCUCAUUGGAGAUGUUUAUAAAAAGCUGCAGAAAGAAGCUGAAUUCCAGCGGCAUGAAUGGAUCAGGAAACAAGGUCCGCAUUUUGCUGAGUAUUUGAGCUGGGAAGUGACUGGUGAAUGUAAUGUACUAUUAAAAUGCAAGGUGGCAAAUAUUAAGAAGGAGACUCUUAUUGUGUGGUAUAAAGAUGAGAGGGAGAUAUCAGUGGAUGAAAAGCAUGACUUUAAGGAUGGUAUAUGUACGCUGCUUAUAACAGAGUUUUCCAAGAAAGAUGCUGGGUUUUAUGAAGUUAUCCUGAAAGAUGACAGAGGAAAAGAUAAGAGCAGAUUGAAGCUGGUGGAUGAAGCCUUUAAAGAACUGAUGACUGAAGUAUGUAAAAAAAUAGCUUUGUCUGCUACAGACCUGAAAAUCCAGAGCACAGCUGAAGGCAUCCGGCUGUAUUCUUUUGUUACUUACUACCUGGAUGAUCUAAAAGUUAACUGGUCCCACAAUGGCACUGCUGUUAAGUACACAGACAGAAUUAAGAGUGGGGUCACCGGGGAGCAGAUCUGGCUGCAAAUCAAUGAGCCCACUCCAAACGACAAAGGGAAAUAUGUAAUGGAGCUCUUUGAUGGCAAAACGGGAUACCAGAAGACAGUGGAUCUUUCCGGACAAGCGUAUGAGGAAGCCUUUGCGGAAUUCCAGAGAUUAAAACAAGCUGCCAUUGCAGAGAAAAAUCGUGCCCGGGUACUGGGCGGUCUCCCCGAUGUGGUCACCAUCCAGGAGGGCAAGGCGCUUAAUCUCACUUGCACCGUGUGGGGUGACCCAACUCCAGAGAUCUCCUGGUUAAAGAAUGAGAAGUCCCUCGCCUCAGAUGACCACUGCAGCCUCAAGUUCGAAGCCGGCAAGACCGCCUACUUCACCCUCAGUGGGGUGACCACCUCUGACUCUGGCAAAUAUGGGCUGGUUGUGAAGAACAAGUACGGCUCGGAGACUAGUGACUUCACCAUCAGUGUGUUCAUCCCAGAGGAGGAGGCGAGGGUGGCCUCUGCAAAGCCCCAGAAAGGCAGUAAGCAGUCCAAGUGA
Molecule: messenger RNA, 4965 nt
Organism: Pteropus alecto (black flying fox)
Lineage: Eukaryota; Metazoa; Chordata; Mammalia; Chiroptera; Pteropodidae
Gene: MYOM1
Product: myomesin 1
Exons: 38
Coding region: 70-4965 (1631 amino acids)
Molecular function (GO): protein binding
Source: RefSeq, a predicted model, not a curated record